AUGACAUUAGUUCCAAGCAACAUUAACAAGCAAGAAUGGACCAGGGAAACAAGGACCCUGAAUCAAUUCUUUGGAAAGGAGCACAUUUAUAGGUACAUUGAAGGCAAGGGUGCACAAAAGCACAGAGAUGCAGGUUUGCGCCUCUUCACCUCUGGGCACCUGCAGAAACUUGAGUUUUUGAAGAUAGAAAGCUCAGAGACUGUUGUGCGUGCAGACGUUCUGGCAUCAAUGACAACAAGGACUAUAUAUAAGGUGUCAGCCUGGCUACUAAGAAGUGAUGGAGAAAUUGUUUCAGGCACCUGCGCCUGUGUUGCUGGCAAAGGGUCUGCAUGUAAGCACCUGUGUUGUGUUUUCUAUGGGUUGAUGUAUAUAGCUCAGCAUGACCUUGCAACUGUGCCAACCUUGCUGGCGUGUACUGAGACAGAAAGGCAAUGGUACAAACCGAGAGAUCCGAGAAAUGUACCACAUAGCUUUGAAGACCUUGUCUUUUCGAAGGAUACUUGGGAGAGACUCAGCAGUGCACCUGAGCAUCACAACAAACGAAUGAAAUAUUCAUCACUAAAGCCAGAAAGAGAGGUCAUGACGACACGAACCUUAAUUGGCUUACAUGGAAAACUAAAAGAAAAUGGACUGCAGUGCUUCGCUGACAUUUUAGAGGCUAAUGAUUUCUUGUGUGACAAAAGCACCGAGUCAACAAAAGACAACAAUGUGCGUGAAAGCAUGCCUCUGCGCUGGCUUGACGCCGUAAAAAAGUCACAGACGCUAGUGUACUCUGCUGAUGAUGUGGCUGCUGUUGAGAGUGCGACAAGGCUGCAGAGUGGCUCAACACUGUGGCACCAUUACAGAAAGGGAUUUAUAAUGGCCUCAGUAGCACAUAGAGUGUACACGUGGGUCAAAACAUGCGAAACAAAAAUGGGGCCUCAUGAUGCCCGGUCACUUCUGAGUGCCAUAAUGGGGAAGAAGUGUCGAGCCACAUACGCCAUGAAACGAGGGCUGUCGUGUGAGGAUAAUGCAAGGAAGGAAUUCAUAGAGCAAAACAAAGGGCACUUGGACAUACAGGUCGAACAGUGCGGUCUGCUUUUGUGCCGGAGCAAUUCUUUUCUAGGAGCAAGCCCCGAUGGCAUUGUUAAAUGCCUUUGUUGUGAGCCUAGUGUUCUGGAAAUUAAGAGUCCAAUGAACCUUGACACAUUUUGUAAGAGUGAGCUACGUGAUGGGUAUCUGAAGAGAAGCAGCAGAUACUUCACCCAAGUACAAAUGCAAAUGGGGGUGAGCUGCUUACAAUCUUGCAUCCUCUUCGUUUACAGUGAACAAAAGUGCGUGCAAGUUUCUGUGAAUUUUGAUCAGAGUUUUUUCGAUGAACUGGUGAAGCGGUGCAAAUUUUUUUGUGAGAAGUACUUGGUGCCUUCCUUUCUUGGCAGUUAG
Messenger RNA from Dermacentor silvarum, 1422 nucleotides. RefSeq lists its product as uncharacterized. Bases 1 to 1422 code for a protein of 473 amino acids. The transcript has 2 exons. The record is from RefSeq and is a predicted model, not a curated record. Lineage: Eukaryota; Metazoa; Arthropoda; Arachnida; Ixodida; Ixodidae.